CUUCUCCCCUGUACGCGUCAUGCAGUCAGUAUUAAAAUGUUUUUAGCACCGCCACAACCCCUGUGUAUUUGACGACCAUUUAUAGGAACACGGUUCAUGUUCAGUCGGGUAUUUUAACGUAUCAUUUUAGCGAACAGCUUGUCGCACCUGCCGGGAUUCACACAACACAGCCUGAUCGUUGUGUGUAUUGUUUGCUGGUACAUCCAAGAAGUGACAGAACGGGGCGAAGCGAAAGUACCCAGAGCAGCAGCUGACGGAGGAGCGAGGCCCGAACCGGACCGAGAGACGGGGGGGAAUCAUGGCCAACAUCGCUGUCCAAAGGAUAAAACGUGAAUUCAAGGAGGUUCUGAAGAGCGAAGAGACGAGCAAAAACCAGAUAAAGGUGGAUCUAGUGGAUGAAAACUUCACAGAAUUAAAAGGGGAAAUAGCCGGUCCACCAGACACACCAUAUGAAGGGGGUAGAUAUCAACUAGAAAUCAAAAUCCCAGAGACGUAUCCAUUCAAUCCACCUAAGGUGCGCUUCAUCACAAAGAUCUGGCAUCCCAACAUAAGCUCCGUCACCGGGGCGAUAUGUCUGGACAUCCUCAAAGACCAGUGGGCAGCGGCCAUGACACUGAGGACGGUCCUCCUAUCACUACAAGCUUUAUUGGCAGCUGCGGAACCAGACGACCCACAAGAUGCUGUUGUAGCCAAUCAGUACAAGCUUAACCCGGAGAUGUUCAAACAGACGGCAAGACUCUGGUCUCAUGUCUACGCCGGCGCCCCUGUCUCCAGCCCAGAAUACACACGCAAAAUAGACAAGCUCUGCGCCAUGGGCUUUGAAAAAAAUGCAGUUAUAGUGGCUUUGUCGUCAAAAUCCUGGGACGUGGAGACGGCGACAGAGUUACUGCUCAGCAACUGAACCUAGCACCUACUUUUGCCCCAACCGACUCACACCCUCCGGCUAACACACGCCAAGUCCCCUCCACGGCCGCCCCUGUCCCAAGGGUUGGGUUUUGCUUCCCCCUGGUCCGCUGAUUCAUGAGGGCCUUUCAACUCUCCACAUGAUCCAUCUCGUAGGGACACACACACAAACACACACCCUUUUCCCUCUUUAGUGUCAUUUUCAGUUUUCUUCCAAUUGUUGUCAAGGUCAUGACUUGCGGUGGUACAAUCCCACCUUUGCAGUCAUUUACACUGUUAAGUAAACUUUGAAGGAAGAAGCCAAGUCAUUUUAACAGGCUGUUUGGACCUGGUUUUGGUUUGUCAUUGGAGUUCUUUUUUUAUCACUGAGGAUUUACAACCACAACAUUGGCCACUUUCAUUAUCAACCCAAUGUAAAAUCCCUUCAAAGGCUAACCUACCUUUAAACCCAGAAACACAUUUUCUUUUUUUAAGAAAUCCUCUGGCCUUCCAAAUUGAAUAUUCUUUUUUAAACUUAAACAAAUAAAGACAAAAAUAAAAGCCACUGUUCACCAAUAGAGCAACUAAAGUCUGGAGGGUAAUGAAGAGCAAAACAAUAUUGCUUCUGCUAAAUUACAACAGAGAAAAAGGAAAAAAUGUCAAAAUAAGUAAUCUGUAAAUAAAGAUAAGUCUGUGUAAAUUAA
This is a messenger RNA of Gadus chalcogrammus (walleye pollock), 1586 nucleotides long. Its product is annotated as ubiquitin-conjugating enzyme E2 K. Gene Ontology annotation, biological process: proteasome-mediated ubiquitin-dependent protein catabolic process; protein polyubiquitination. Gene Ontology annotation, cellular component: nucleus. Bases 299 to 901 code for a protein of 200 amino acids. The transcript has 7 exons. Gene Ontology annotation, molecular function: protein binding; ubiquitin conjugating enzyme activity. NCBI's taxonomy places the organism in Eukaryota, Metazoa, Chordata, Actinopteri, Gadiformes, Gadidae. The record is from RefSeq and is a predicted model, not a curated record.